Messenger RNA from Quercus robur (English oak), 606 nucleotides. RefSeq lists its product as uncharacterized. The coding region runs from base 1 to 606 and encodes 201 amino acids. The record is from RefSeq and is a predicted model, not a curated record. NCBI's taxonomy places the organism in Eukaryota, Viridiplantae, Streptophyta, Magnoliopsida, Fagales, Fagaceae. The transcript has a single exon.
AUGAAGUUUGCACGGGAGCCCGUAUCAUUUGACGAUGACGAUUUAGAGGGGACGAUUCAGCCACAUGAUGACGCAUUAGUGGUCACGGCUCGGAUAAACGGCUUCUUAGUAAAAAGGGUGAUGAUAGACCAAGGAAGUGGGGUCGACGUGAUGUACCCCGAUCUAUUCAAGGGACUCGGUCUAAAGAAGGAGGACCUUGUAAAGCACACUUCACCCUUGGUUGGGUUUGAUGGCAAAGUAGUGAUUCCUGAGGGGCAAAUCUCUCUCCCCGUGAUUAUGGGAGGGAAAGAGGUAUCUGUAACAUUCACAAUAGUAAGUUCAUUUUCCCCAUAUACUGCCAUCCUGGGAAAACCAUGGAUCCAUUCAAUGAGGGCCGUCCCAUCAACGCUGCAUGUAAAGAUUAAAUUCCCAACCGAGCAGGGUGUCAUUGUAAUAAAAGGAAACCAGCAAGUGGCCAGACAGUGCCUUACUAUCGUAGUAAACUGGAAGCGGGGGAAUCAGGUCAGUCAGGGAGAAAUCACCGGACAACUGGUUGGAGACGAGGAGACUGGGCGGCCCGAACAGGGGCAUGUUGAACAGGAAGAUGUGUCCCGGAAAAACCCAUAA